Molecule: messenger RNA, 924 nt
Organism: Cryptosporidium muris RN66
Lineage: Eukaryota; Apicomplexa; Conoidasida; Eucoccidiorida; Cryptosporidiidae
Exons: 1
Coding region: 1-924 (307 amino acids)
Source: RefSeq, a predicted model, not a curated record
AUGGGAGCAGAUGAUAUUAUAAAUAAAGUUGUAGAGAAGUUAUACUAUAUUCAUUUGGAUAUUUUCAUAUCUAAUGACUUUGCAAAUAAUCUAAUAAUUACUGUUGUAAUAUUUUGUCUAUUUUUAAUGUUUAUAUAUAAGAUUGUAACACCAACUUCAACCAAUGAUGAACUUAUUCAUGCUUUCAGUAUUAUAGAACAAAAUAUAGAAACGCUAACUAAACAAGUAACAUCGAGAUAUAAGAAAAAUAAACACAAUAGAGAUGAUAUUGGUGAAAAUAACAACUGUGUAGAUAAAGUUUUAUUGGAUGCUGUUGAUAAUAUAACUAUUGCCUCUAAUCAAGUUACAGAAGCUAUGUAUAACUUUUUUUCUACAAUGUAUAUGGAAGAUGGUGACCUUAACAGUUCUACAGAAAAUAUUGCACAGAAGCUAUAUACACAAGAAAAUCAAGAUGUAGAAGAGAUGCAAUAUAAGAAUUCUGAUUUAAUAUAUCAUGAAGGUAAUAUAAGAGAAGAUAAUGCUGAAUUCAUCGAACACUCAUCUAAGCUACUAAAAGGUGUUGAUAAUCAACCUUUUUGGGUUAAUCAAGAUGAAAUUAUACAAGAUAAACAAAGCUAUUACCAAAUAGAAGACAAUCAAAAUCCGUUUAUACAACCUUUACAGAAUGCUUUUAUAGAAAAAAGUUCUAUGCAAAAUAAACACGGACAGUUAAGCACCUUAAAGACAUGUAAUGAAUAUUCACAUUUAAUGUAUGUAGAAAAUCAAACUAAUACGGAUCUAUUAGCCAAUUCCAAUGAAAUCAAAUACCCUCAAAAUUCAGGAAAUAAUCAAGACUCCAUAGAUAAAGAUGAAUUAAAUAUAGUUGGGGAUCCUUUCCUUGUACAGCAUACUAGUAACUCCAACUUCUAUUCAGAUAUGAUUUAG